GAAAUUGAAACCCACAGUCCUGACAAGGACAACUGGACUGCUGGUGAACCUUAUCUCAUAUAUCACUUACGACCAACUACACAGAUGGGCUAUGACCAUUCAGAUAUUUCCAGUAAAUGGGACACACUAGCUGAGAAAGUUCGAGAAAGAUUACGAUGCUUGAGGCCAACAGAGACCAUUACAGACAGUGAAAUUAAAGACGCUUUAAAAGACUUUAUCAAUCCUGAAGAAUUUCUAUGUAGAACAGAUGGCGAACACAAACCAAAUUUAGAAAGUUCAAGUAAUACUUUCGUGAGUGAUUUUAAAGAUAUGGAUAAAGAGUUUAAUAUUGUAUUUUUGGGGACAGGAGCUUCAUUGCCGUCGAAGUAUAGAAACGUUAGUUGUACUCUUGUAAAUAUAAGGUAAGCAAUCUCCUAUCAGUUCUACAACUACAGUAUUCUAGUGUUCUUCCUAGAUUUCCAGUAAGGGUGUGGUCCUGCAUUGGGUCAGUGGUACAACAGGAGGCAACCUUGUCUAAACUAAGGCCACAUAAAAAAAUAGUUUGUUGGCAUACUCGCCUGCCCACAAAAAAGGCCCUGCUCAGGCGUAAAAAAAAUACCUGUGGUUCCGGUUCCCAACCGACCCUAUUUUUUUCUGCCGACCCUAUUAUUUUUUCAAUGCGAUUGACCGUGCAACCCUAUUUUCUCCAGGUGGUUGCGGGCUGCUCAUACAGCAUGCCAAAAUGGCGUCUGUUGUCACAAUGAUUAUUGAACCAAAUUGCCUCAAUUUGUCCAUAGCAAAUACGCACCUCUAGUUAAUUAAUAUUGAUGUCGGGACUGCAAAUCAGCAAAACCAUGAAAAAAAUAUUCAAAAAAAAAAUUAUUUCCGACCUACCGACCCUAAUUUUUUCACGAUAUGAAACCGGAACCACAGGUACUUUUUUUACGCCUCAGCAUUUUUUUUAUUUAAAAAAACCCAACUUUUAUUGAUCAACAGGCUCUAAUAUAUGUAGUAUUUCUGUUGAAUGUAGUCAAUUGUGUUAAUAAAUUGCGAAAUUGCAUGUGAAAAUGACGGUAUGAAUCAUAUUUUGAAAUAUAUAAAAAAAAUAUCUGUACUGCACAAGAAAAUCCAGCUUCAGACCUAAAACCAAGGCGUUAAAAAUUAGUAAAAAUUAAAAAAAAAGUGCCUGUCUGCCCCCUUUUGGCAAAAUCUAAGGACGCUAUUAACCAACUAUUUUUUUUAUGUGGCCUAACUUGGAUAGCUCUAUUAGUUCUACAACGUUCUUUCUAGAGAUCCAGUAAGGAUCAUCUCUUAUUGAUCCAGUGUUACUACAGGAGGAAACCUGAACUAAACUAAUUUAAUUUAUAUUGGAUAACUCUAUCAGUUCUAAACUGUUUUUCCUAGAGGUGCAGUAAGAGUCCUCUCUUAUUGAUCCAGUGUUACUAUCGGAAGAAACCUAGACUAAACUAACUUUAUUUAUACUGGAUAUAUCUCUAUUAGUUCUACAUGCACUGUUCUCUCUAGAGGUCCACUAAGGGACAUAUGAUUCUUUUUGUGUUUUUAUAGUUCCAAUAAAUUAAUGUUACUAGACUGUGGGGAAGGUAGUUAUGGUCAGUUAUACAGACAUUAUGGUCCAAAUCUGGAUGAUAUUUUACGAAAACUGUGUUGUAUUUUCAUAUCACACAUACACGCUGACCAUCACUUGGUAAGAAACUGCUCUGCUUAAUGUUAGACCAGACUAUUUUUCUUUCCAAACGUGCCGUAACAAGCUGGAGCAGAGAUUUUCAUGAUUUGAAACACUGGAGUAUAUUAUAUUUAUAUUUGUCUAUCAAUUUUAUCAUUCUAGGGGCUUGUAAGAGUUCUUCAAGCUUGGGAAAAGAGUACGAAAUCUCUACCA
Molecule: messenger RNA, 1876 nt
Organism: Paramuricea clavata
Lineage: Eukaryota; Metazoa; Cnidaria; Anthozoa; Malacalcyonacea; Plexauridae
Source: the annotation of a GenBank genome assembly